Messenger RNA from Monodelphis domestica (gray short-tailed opossum), 7267 nucleotides. Lineage: Eukaryota; Metazoa; Chordata; Mammalia; Didelphimorphia; Didelphidae. The record is from RefSeq and is a predicted model, not a curated record.
CGGGUGUCGUGCGUCACGACGCCGCCAGCUGAUCGGAGGCUGGAGCCGGUGUGUGCUGGACGCUGGGGAGAGACGGUGGCGCCGGCCGAGGGGAGCGGACGCGUGGGACCGGCUCCCUCCCAAUCCAGCUUUCCCUCCCCCCCAGCCUGCGCUCAGGUUCCUGCGCCCCCGCCCGGGACCAGGUGGGUGUGAGCCGUGGGGGCCGCGCUGGGAGUGGGGUCCGGCGGCCACACCCUGCACUCCGGCCAAAGAGAGGGCGGCGAGAUGGGUGGGUGCCCGCCCCGGUAGAGGGGCGUCAACCCAAGUCCGAUACGGGGAACCCUGGCCAGGGGAGCCCAAGUCCGAUACGGGGGAGGGUGGGUUUGGGAGAAGAUUCAGGUUCCUCGAACGGUGAUAGGGGCCGGGGCGGCCCUGCCGCUGGCCAAGCGCAGACCAGGGUCCUGAGUCUAGGACCGGGGAAGCCAGCGUGGCGUCCGGCCCGGGUAAGUUUACGAACCAGAUCCGGCGGGAUGGGGCGGUCGGGUCGCCUCGCUCUGCCUCCCUCCCUUCCUAGCGCAAGCUCGGCCCUGGUCCCGAGUCCAUCCCCUGUCCGGGGAGGGGUCGCUAGACGGGACGGCCCCUCCUCUCGGGGGGUGGAGUAGGGGAACCUUUUGUAAAGGAGGGGGCUAGUUAGGGGCGGCGGCGCGGGGGUCUUAUGCAACUCCCGGGCUAAGGUUUCAUUUGGGGGUGGGGGGGCCUAGAAACUCUCUCUCCCCCUCCCCCUUCGCCCCUUCCCUGGCCCGGCGGGCUUGGGCCUUGGGAAGGUCACCUCUGCACCUCCCCCCUGCCCCGCCCGUGUGAGCGGCCCCCAACCCAGGCCCGGCCCUGACCGCCCGGGAAGCCGGCUGGCUGGGUGGGGCGGUCUGAGUUAGUCAUCACUGGGCUCCCUUCCCCGCCUCCUCUCCUCUUUUCUCCUCCCUCCACUCCCCCUACUAUUGGCCUCUCUGGUGGCCUCCCUGCUAUCUUCCCCCACCCUUAAGUCCCAGGCCCUGACUCCAGCUGCCACCAUGGCUUGUCCUCAGAGCUGUCAGGGUGCCAAAGGGGUGAUAGAGUAACUGGUCAGAGGGUUAGUGCCCCGGUCCUGCCUUUCUGCCAAGGGCACCUGCCUGGCUCAGGACUGGCAGGAGCAGAGCCUUGUGGGCUGAAGGGCUGGGGGAGGGGGCGACUGAGAGCUUGGUACAGAGGGCACAUUCUUACGGCUCCUUUUCUGGAGAGUGGAUGUGCCGGAUUUACCCUGGGCCUCUGGCUACCUGCCCUUCUUUCUGCCCACGGGGAGCAGAAGUGUGCUGCUGGGCACUUUGGGUGGGGAGUAAGAGCCCCACACCCUGGGAGGGACGGAUCCCCUUGGCCUAAGGCAGGCAGGGCCCCGGGCCACCCAACUCCCGGGUCCCAGCCACACCCCCAGCCCCCUCCCUGGGCCAUGCUGCAGGCCGUGGCUUUUCCUGCUGAUUCAUGCGUUGGAGCCUCGGGGGCGGGGCCUGGGACUUGGAACAAAGUUCAGACACGGAGGGGCCGGCAGACAGCCUGGAAUUCAUACCAGAUGUACCCGGAAUGCGCAAGCGGAAUGCCUGGCAUCCAAGAGGCCUGGGGAACCUGCCCAGCCACCCGCCCCCUGCUGCUCUCUGCUCAGGCCCCUAGCCUGAGUCACCCUCUUUCAGAUCCCCACUCUUCCCUUGCACUGCUCCUCCCACCCCACACACUUUCCCCUUCCCCUAGGCCUCUGCCACCCUCCUUCUCUGGAAGCUGAACUUCCCAGGAAGAGCUCCCUGGGCUGACCACUGGUCCAAGGAGCCUGGCCUGGCUGCGCCCCUCACCUGGGGCUUCCUUGGGGUGGUUCCUGGGCCAGCUUGUUGGAGGUGCUGCUGAGCUCAGUUCUGCCUGUUGGUUUGUUUGGUUCUUUUUUUCCCCUGUAGUGUAAAGGCCUACCGUGGGCUGGGGCUAUGAUGUGGUGGUGGGGAAAGGCCUCGAAACGGUGUGAUGGUGGCAACUGGACCGUGGCCCUGCCUGGCAAUUAGUGCCCCAGGAUGGCUCUGACCAGCUUCUUCCCUCUUCUCCCCCCUCCUCCCUCCACUCCCCAGGAUCCUGUGCCCCCACACACACUCCUGGCCGAGCCACAGCAGUUCUUCAGUGGCGAGCUUUAUGUCUUGUCCCAGCUAAAGCUGCCAGUUGAAGAACUGCUGAGCUCUGCUCCUGUCUUCGAGGACGAGGAAGAGGCGCCGCCCUGCCAUCUAGAAGGUGAAAGGCCCCAGGGGUGGGGGGAGGGGAGCAGAGCCACCCUGGGGGUGGGAGGGUGGCUUCCUCCAACAUAACCCCUGAAACUGGGCAGUGGGAGGGAGGGAUCUGAGGGCCCUGGGCUGUGGAAGGAACGCUUUGCUCUCUGUCCCCCAGCAAGGCCCUUGUGUGACCAGAACCACGAAGGGAGGGCCAUCUCUGACUCUUCUACCCUUCCACCCCACCCCCCUUGCUGUAGAAGACUCUUAUUUCCUAUUUACUCCCCUUCCUGAACAGUCUGUUCCAGUAAAACUGCCCGCUACCUGUUCCGUGCACAUAACCUUCCAUCUCCUGCCUUUGUACAGGUGGCCCCUGAAGCCUGGAAUUGUCUCCCUCCUCGAACCCCUAGCUUCUGGCAGAGCCCCUCAGGUGCCCCCUCCUGCUGCCUCCUCAGGUCAGCGGAACCUAGAACCCUUCUGCUCCUCUGUAGAAAGAGGGGCUCAGCCUCGCUUAGCUCUAAGGCUUCCUUCCCUCCGCUUCUCAGUUUGCCAUCAAUGGGGUUCCCCCAAUUAGCAGCUCUUUCUGCCUUAGUUAUUUCUCCUUGUGUUUGGGGGCGCAGGUUUGCUUCUCUUCCCCGCCCCCUCAAGUGUAAGUUCGUUGAGGGCAGGGACUGUUUGUUGGCUUUCCAUCCUUGUAUCCCUCUCACCCGAGCUGGUUAAUAAACACUUGCUGGUUGACCUUUGCGUUUCUGGCAGUUUUCCUCAUCCCGGUCCGUCCUGCUGACCUCUGUGUGAACGCAGAGCAGGUUUAUUUAUAAAGGGAAGUGAGAUCCAGCCUUAUUCCGGAGCCUGCAUUCAGGGCUGCUCUAGGCUUCUAGUCCUGACUGAUCUCUCACCCCUGCUAGGAUUAAGUUCCCUGUUUGACUUCAUAUGAAGGGGAUGGGAAAGGAAGGAGGGACCCAGGACUCCAAGAAAAUCAAGGCUGGGAUGAAUAAAACAACGGGAAAAUGUUAGGCUAGAAAGCUUUCUGUAUCAAUUUGGAGGGCUCUUUUUGGUCCUGUGUGCUCUCUGAACCCUUAUCUCCCAUAAUCUUAAUCCCUAGAACCUUUCCAGAGGCAGUUGGGGAGUGGAGGGGGAGGGAAGACUCUUCAGGUACUCUGGGCUGCUGCUGCUAUCACUGUAAGGGCUACUGGGAGGAUAGUGUGGGAGAACUCAUUGUUCUUCUUUGACCGAUUAACCUAUCCCCCAAACCAGAAAAAAGGCUGCAUUUCUCAGCAGGGGCCCGGAGUGGCUGCUGUGGCCUGCUGCUACUCUUCUGGCUCCCCACGUUGUGUGGGAUUUCCAGAAUGAAGAAAAGUAGAACUUAAAUGUCAAGAGCUCCCCUCGCCCAUAUGCUGGGGCGCUAGGACACCCAGCACCAGAGAGACUAAGAUGAAGAGGGAACCACCAUGGGCAGAAGGCAGGGUGGGCCUGCUGGCCACAUACCCAACCCAGGCUAUCCCUGGCCUGAUUUUAGUCUUUACUCAAUUUUUUGAUGGCCCAGAUUUCCAAUUGUGAUGGUGGAAGGCCAGGUACAGAAGCUAAAAGAAUCUACUUCACAGGGGUUCUAGGAAGGUCAAGAGUGGAGUGACGCUGGGAUGUUUCCUCCAGCUCCCGGGCCCCAGAGGGUUAAUGAAAGGGAGAUUUACUUGCCCUUUGGGGGAUGGAGGAGGCCUACAUCACUAGUCCCUUAUCUGGGUAAAUGGGCCAGAGAAGGCAGGGAGGCCUACUCUAAAAGCUGGGUCGGGUCCCCUAGCCUUAUUCUUUUCACUUGCCAGGCUUUGCUUCUCAGUCCCAUCAGAGAAAACCUUCCUGGCCUUCCCUGUCCCAAGGAAACAGCCUUUCCCCAGCCCCCCUCAUUUGUUAGUUCAUAUCAGCCUUGCCACACGGAUACCCGAGGAGGGAGGAAUGUGGUGGGGUGCCCCAGGGAGGUGGGGAUGGCCCUAGAAACUGGUCCCAGGUGUAGAUAUGGAAGUCGCCUGCCAGAUGGCAGGCUGUGAGCAGGAGGGGGGUAGAGGCAGGGGGCAAACUCAGGUGUAGGAGCAGAAGCAUCCGUCCUUGAGCCAGGCAAGGGGCAGGGCUCGUCCCUGUGGGAUUUCCCCCCAAAGCAAGUUUAUCUGUGUGCAAGCACUCAACCUUGAAUGAGGAAAGAAUUCAUGGGGCAAAAAAGGUGUUUGUGGGAAGAGAGGCCCAACCUUGGUGAAGGUUGGGGAGAGCGUGUAGGAGUCGGCCUUUCUUGGUGCCAGCUCAUGACUCUCAGAGUCCCUGCCCUGCCUCCACCGAAGGGGCUGAGGACCCCUGCUGCCCCUUCCCAUCCCUGCUGGUUUGUGGGUGACAAGGGAGGCGCUGUCUCUACCAGAGGGGUCUUUCAAUGGCCUGAAUCUGGAGACUAGAUUUCUCCCCUUUGUGACCACUCCCCCCCACGCACACUUCUUUAGAGGGCCAAGAAUGCUUCCAUCCCUUUCCCCCUCUGGCCUCAGCUGCUUGGGUGGCCUCUGGGAGGAUGAGGUGUGUCCCAGAAUUCUGCCUUCUUGACCUGGAGUAACAUUUGUGCAGGCUGAGAAAAAAGGGGGCUCUCAGGGCAGCCUCGCCAUCAUCUUUGCGGUGUGGCAUUUAUAGAGAGGUUUAGUGUUUGCAAAACACUUGACAGGUUUUACUUAAUCCUCACUGAUCCUGAGGAGUGUUAACCCCUUUUACAGAUGAAGAAACUGAGGCACAGGUUAAGUGGUACAUACCAGUAAAGUGAGGCUGGAUUUGAACUCAAGCCUUCACUCCACCUACACCAGACUUUAUAGUGCCAAGAUAAGGGGGUGGGGGAGAAAGUCUUAGAAGUUGAUGGGGUGGGGGCAGUUAGGUGAUUCUGUGGAUGGAGAGCCAGGCCUGCAGACAGGAGGUCCUGGAUUCAAAUUUGUCUAGUCGUGUGACCCUGACCAAGUCUCUUAACCCCCAUCGCCUAGCCCUAGGAUUCUUCUACCUUGGAACCAGCGCGCAGUUCUGAUUUUAAGACGGAAGGGAAGGGUUUUAGAAGGAAAAAAAAAAGUUGACCCUGGCCCCUCCCUCCCCAGUUCCUCUCAGUAUGAUGAUGCUCGGUGGCUCAUGGUUCCGAAGGGGUCUUGACCGGAAGGAGGGGGCGGAGCGCAGGUGUCUUGGGUGGAGGGUGCACCCCGCCUCUGCCUUCGAGGCCUAGCUGGGAAAACUAAACUAGGGAAAGGUUGAAGCUAGGAGUGGGGGGAUGGGAGUGGCGAAGGGAACCAAGGGGAAAGGUGCAGAGGCGGGGCCCCCUUGGCCCUUGGAAGGCCUGGGGGCCACGGAGAACCUUUCGGCUGGCAGUCCGGCCUCAGGCGAGCCUUUCCAAACUCCGAGUGAAGGCACGAAGAGGUUCCAAGCCCCCAGAAAGCGAGAGGGUACACGUGGGAACCCCCUGCUGGGACCACGCGAGGGCGGGACCCGGUCGGUUGCCGUGGUUACGGAGGCGGGCACCCGGCGGGCGCGCCAAUGAGAAUGGAGAUCAGCGCGUGGGGGCGUAGCCAAACUCCAGAAGCUUUACCAGAGGUUCGAGGUUUGGCAGCCGGGCCGGGAAAGCUCUGAAGCCGAACCCGGACUGGAGCGAUGGCGCUGGCUGAACUCGCAGCGGCGGGAGCGUCGUUCGCCGUGUUUCGGGGGCUGCACCGGGGCCUCGAGUUGCUGCCCAGCCCGCGCCUCGCCGCCCCCCAGGACCGCUGGACGUGGAGGAAUAUCUGCGCUUCCUUCGUGCACAGCCUGCUGUCUGGGGCUGGGGCAAUGCUCUGGAUGGCCCACUACUCACAUCUGGUGUCGGAUUUCACCCACAGCUGCCCCCCCAGGACGGUCGCUCUGGUCUCACUGUCCAUCGGUUAUUUCCUGGCAGACGGGGUGGAUCUUCUGUGGAAUCAGACAUUUGGCCAGUCCUGGCAGAUGCUUUGUCACCACGCCAUGUCGGUGAGCUGCCUGGCCACGGCUGUGCUGCCUGGCCAUUGUGUGAGUGUCUCAGUGGUGCCUCUGCUUUUGGAGGUCAACUCGGCCUGCCUGCAUUUCCGAACGCUGCUUCUGCUCUCCGGCCAAACCUCUACUGCGGUCUUCGGUCUGGCCAGCUGGGCCGCCCUGGCCACCCUGCUGGUAUUCCGCCUCCUGCCCCUGGGAUGGAUGAGCCUGCUGCUCUUCUGGCAGCAUCAGCACUUCCCCCUGGGCCUCAGUGCCCUCUGGGGAGUCGGGCUCUUCACCAUCACCGUCAUGAGCGUUAAGCUGGGCAUCGACCUGGUGGUGAGCGACGGCCUGUGGGCCCAGACCCAGCUCUUCAUCUCUGCCAAGAAGAAGGCCCAAAGCGACUGGGAAUGUGGGGGCGGGGAUGCCACCAGGCGCCCCUACAGAGACGCCUCCCCCAAGCGGCAGGAUUAGGUCGGGCUCGAGGUGUCCCGGAUGCUCUGGGCCCGUGAGGCUGGGUCAGGGAGGAGGGCGGCUUCUCGUCAUUGGCCCUAGAACUCGCCGGCCCGGUUCUCCCUCGUGGUCCGGGAGGAGGAGGACUCCUGGAGCGUGGCUGGGACGCCACCAUAUUCCUGGUGCUGAGGCUAAUGGCCGAAGUGGGCACAUCCACGUUGACUAUUUUUUAUGAGGCAGUUAUUCUCCGCAUUAUCGUACCUAGGGAAAUGCAGCAGCAGAUGGAGGCAGAAAGGGUUGAGCCAGCUGAACGUGCCCGAGUAAACAGGGCCAGGUAGGAAGGACCACAGCCGUGACAGAAACAUGGCGAUGGAUGUCGAUCCCUUGGCAGCUGCCUGGAACCAGCGGGAAUGGUGGUCCGGCUGAUCUAGACACCGUUGAAUGUUGGGCAAGAACUAAAUUUCCGGGCUGUUGGUUUGUUGUUUUUAGUUGCACUGAUAAUUGUGUACCCCAACCCUAACUGCUUCUCCCAUCAUCCUCUAUUCCUGUCUCUCCUUAAAGAAAAUAUAGAAACUCCCAAGUCUGGA